AGUGGCGCAGAGAGUAAGUUCCGCUCUGCAUUGCAGCCGAAGCGCUGCUCCGGAAUCCAACACAACAAUGGCGACUCCCAGUCCUGACAGCAGCUCCACAAGCUCCAGCAACAACAGCAACAUUGUAGGAUCCGCGCUGUACCAUUUCCACCAGCAGACACAGAGCAGCAGCAUGCAAGAAACCAAUACCUGCUGGAGAUGUCAGAAUGAAACAGGUAAACGUAAAGCUCUGAAGCUGAACUUCGCCAACCCUCCAGUGAAACCGGCCUCCAGACUGCCGCUGCACCCCACGGCCCCCUCCUUCCAGAACCCUCACAUAGAGCGUCUGCGGACACACAGCAUCGAGUCGUCGGGGAAGCUGAAGAUCUCUCCGGAGCAGCACUGUGACUUCACGGCAGAGGACCUGAGAGACCUCGGGGAGAUCGGCCGCGGGGCGUACGGCUCCGUCAACAAGAUGGUCCACAAGCCCACGGGCCAGAUCAUGGCUGUCAAGAGGAUCCGCUCCACUGUGGACGAGAAGGAGCAGAAGCAGCUGCUGAUGGACCUGGACGUGGUGAUGAGGAGUAGUGACUGUCCCUACAUUGUCCAGUUCUACGGCGCUCUCUUCAGAGAGGGGGACUGUUGGAUUUGUAUGGAACUUAUGGCUACCUCAUUAGACAAAUUCUACAAAUAUGUAUAUUGUGCAUUAGACGACGUCAUUCCAGAGGAAAUAUUAGGGAAAAUCACAUUAGCGACCGUUAAAGCACUGAACCACUUAAAAGAAAACUUGAAAAUAAUUCACAGAGACAUCAAACCUUCCAACAUUCUAAUGGACCGGAUGGGUAACAUCAAGCUGUGUGACUUUGGCAUCAGCGGUCAGCUGGUGGACUCCAUCGCCAAGACCAGGGACGCCGGCUGCAGGCCCUACAUGGCGCCUGAACGCAUCGACCCCAGCGCCUCCAGGCAAGGCUACGACGUGCGCUCCGACGUGUGGAGCUUGGGCAUCACCCUGUACGAGCUGGCCACGGGACGCUUCCCCUACCCCAAGUGGAACAGUGUCUUUGAUCAGCUGACCCAGGUGGUGAAGGGGGAACCUCCCCACCUCAGCAACUCGGAGGAUAGGCAGUUCUCCCCCAAGUUCAUCAACUUUGUUAACCUCUGCCUCACCAAGGAUGAGUCCAAGCGGCCAAAGUACAAGGAGCUUCUGAAACGACCCUUCAUCCUGAUGUAUGAGGAGCGCUUCGUGGACGUCGCCAGUUACGUGUGCCGCAUCCUGGACCAGUUCCCCACCUCUCCCAUCAUCUCCCCGAUGUACAUGGACUGAUGGAGUCAGGAUGGAGGGUGGGUGUGGGGGGGGGGGGUUAGGGUUACCCAACAUGUAGAGGGUGAGAUGCGAAGCUUUGUGAUGUCGUCUUAGAGUUAUGUUAGAUCACCACUUUAUUCACACGUUCCAAAGAACAAAGCAAGUCGGUCACAUUUUCCGGUGCAAUGAGACCGUUGUUGUCCCAACAAGUCGAUGUCAAACACAUAGAGUAAAGCUGCACCAUAUAUAUAUAUAUAUAUAUAUGUGUUUGUGUGUAUGUGCACGUACAUACAAAUACCGAAUCUACCAAAUACAAUGUUGAUUAGUGACACUGAUGACAUAUGAACACACAUAUGCACCUAUUGUGGACUGUAUGUAUGAUCAGUGUGUGUUCACGACGUACAGAUGUAUGCUGAUAGACCUGUACCCCCACACACACACACACACACACACACACAGUUUGGUGUGGGCACCUUAUCUCGUGGUAAAUUAAGUAUGCAAAGUGUUGCUCAUGGACUCGGUGGCUUUACUUCUUCUUCAAUAUGCAAUCUGUGAGCGUGUGUCCCGUGCACAGUCCUCAUUCCCAUGUCGGCCACAGUUUGUACCUUCCACGUGUCGGCGUCACGUUUCAUCAAAGAGAAGCCCCUGAACCAGCUGAGAGGCCGAGGGUUCGAUUCCAGCCCGAGCCCACCUCUCCUCUCCAAGCUGUCACUAACAUCUGUUUUUAAACCCUCUUCUGUUCAUCUGGCUCCUCUAUUUGCCCAAUGCUCCGUAAAUAAACAGUUUAACACAUAGACUGAAGCAUACGUGAAUCGUGAUAUCCGUAGAAGCAUCAGAACUGCAGUUAGUGAAGUGCCUUCUGUUGAGACAUGCUCCCCUUCAUAGUGACGGUUGGUUAGCUGUCACUCAAACAUCGUUCACUGCUUCAUAAAGUAUGUGCAUCUGAUCUGCUUGGCAGGGAGGAGUCUGGGUGCAGAAUGAAAGUGAAUGAGCCCGUUAGUGGACUCCUCCACACUGAUCUCAGAUCCACCAUGCUGCCAUAGAAAGGCGACAGACAACAGUGACGCCAUCUUUUAGAGUCCUGGCACCCGUUUCCUGUUGAGAACACUGACACCUAAACGCUGCUACGCGACAACAUGGCCACCCAGUGUCGGGAGAGGAGGAGCACGGCUUCGUGGUGCUGAUGGAACCCACUCCACCAGGGGGGCGUGUCCGGGCCCAGAAGGCUGAUGGAAAUCCAGGGUGUACACCAGUGGAGGUUAGAGGUCGCUACGUAACCAAACUGUUGCCAUGGAAACUGGGACACUGAUGUAAUGAAUGACUUCAAUGGCAUUAUUUAUGUUUUCUUGUUGACAAAUCUCACAAAUGUAACAUGUAAUAUCGCCUUUUCUUUGAGCCUAGCGAAUACUAAUGAUGUAAAGUCUGCGUGACUAUUGUUAUUCUUUUAGCUCAAUGUGAAACAACAAUACAUGCGUUUGGAUCAGCAUUGCUAUGUUUGGCUUUCCACACUUUAUGACAUUUCGCUUCAUGACAUUAAAGCUCUCGCCGUACUUAAAGGGCCAGUGCAGCAUUCCAAGGCAGGUCGUUCAUCCAGUUCGGCAAGAGACCCAUUAAACAAAUGUAAAGCUGGUACUUCGUGGUUCUUGGUGCUUCACAUGGGGGAAGCGCCAGAAGCCAGAAGAAUGAUCCUGUUGUCAGGCUCCUGAGGGCUCUGCUGCGACGUGUUUGCUGCAGUUUCCUCUUUAUUUAAAGUUCUACGCCAUCCAGAUGUGUUGGGGUCGUAAACCCAAAGCAGACCUGAUGCAGACGGGAGGACAUUACAAGAGGCAGGUGUAGGGUCCGUUACGGCAAACAGUCUCCAGAUCGGUUCUUUAUUAUGGGAUGCAUCUCCAGGAAGCUGACUAACCACUGGUGGAUAUGGAUCUCCAGGGUACACGUUGUGUAAAUUGCAAUUUAAUAGAAUGUUCAUAUUAGAUUAUAUGAUAUUAAGGGCAAUGAAUAUUCUAUUGUAUCUUUCGAGGGUUACAAAUAAACUUCCCAUGUAAAAUCUUGAAAACCUGGAUUUUGUGCUUCUUGUGAAUUGGAUGUGAAUAAAAAAGAAAAUGCAGAGAUGA
Molecule: messenger RNA, 3396 nt
Organism: Pseudoliparis swirei
Lineage: Eukaryota; Metazoa; Chordata; Actinopteri; Perciformes; Liparidae
Gene: map2k4b
Product: mitogen-activated protein kinase kinase 4b
Exons: 12
Coding region: 68-1303 (411 amino acids)
Biological process (GO): protein phosphorylation; MAPK cascade
Molecular function (GO): ATP binding; JUN kinase kinase activity
Source: RefSeq, a predicted model, not a curated record